This is a messenger RNA of Symbiodinium sp. CCMP2592, 1338 nucleotides long. NCBI's taxonomy places the organism in Eukaryota, Dinophyceae, Suessiales, Symbiodiniaceae. The record is from the annotation of a GenBank genome assembly.
AUGCGCGAGCUCGUGCACGUCCAGGGUGGCCAAUGUGGAAACCAGAUCGGAGCGAAGUUUUGGGAGGUCAUCGCCGAUGAGCAUGGCAUCGACCCGACUGGCACCUACCACGGUGACUCCGACCUGCAGCUCGAGCGCAUCAACGUCUACUUCAAUGAGGCGACAGGUGGCCGCUACGUGCCGCGUGCCGUGCUCAUGGAUUUGGAGCCAGGCACCAUGGACAGCGUUCGAGCCGGACCUUUCGGUCAGCUCUUCCGCCCGGACAACUUCGUGUUUGGCCAAACUGGCGCUGGAAAUAAUUGGGCCAAAGGACACUACACCGAAGGUGCCGAGUUAAUUGACUCGGUGCUUGACGUGGUGCGCAAAGAAGCCGAGGGAUGCGAUUGCCUGCAGGGCUUUCAGCUCUGCCACUCCCUCGGUGGCGGCACCGGCGCGGGCAUGGGCACCUUGCUGAUCUCGAAGGUGCGAGAGGAGUACCCGGAUCGAAUCAUGGAGACAUUCUCCGUGAUUCCAUCUCCGAAAGUUUCGGACACAGUGGUUGAGCCCUACAAUGCAGUGUUGAGCUUCCAUCAGCUGGUGGAGAACUCCGACGAGUCUUUCCUGCUGGACAACGAAGCUCUUUAUGACAUCUGCUUCAGAACUUUGAAGCUGACAACACCCACGUACGGCGACCUGAAUCACUUGGUGUCUGCUGCCAUGAGCGGAGUGACCUGCUGCUUGCGAUUCCCGGGACAGUUGAACUGCGACCUGCGCAAGAUUGCAGUGAACCUGGUGCCCUUCCCUCGCCUGCACUUCUUCAUGACCGGCUUUGCCCCCUUGACCUCCCGCGGCUCUCAGCAGUACCGCGCCCUGACCGUGCCCGAGUUGACCCAACAGAUGUUCGAUGCAAAGAACAUGAUGUGUGCCGCCGAUCCCCGGCAUGGGCGCUACCUGACUGCUGCCGCACUCUUCCGUGGCCGCAUGUCGACGAAGGAGGUCGAUGAGCAGAUGCUGAACGUCCAAAACAAGAACUCCUCCUACUUCGUUGAGUGGAUCCCCAACAACAUCAAGGCCUCCGUUUGUGACAUCCCGCCCAAGGGACUCAAGAUGGCGGUGUCCUUCGCCGGCAACUCCACUGCCAUCCAGGAGAUGUUCAAGCGCGUGGCAGAGUACUUCACGGCCAUGUUCCGCCGCAAGGCCUUCUUGCACUGGUACACCGGCGAAGGCAUGGACGAGAUGGAGUUCACUGAGGCAGAGUCGAACAUGAACGACCUGGUAUCGGAGUACCAGCAGUACCAGGAUGCCACCGCCGAGGAAGAAGGCGAGUUCGACGAGGAGGAGGGCGAGUAUGAUGGAUAG